Molecule: messenger RNA, 2268 nt
Organism: Hyaloperonospora brassicae
Lineage: Eukaryota; Oomycota; Peronosporomycetes; Peronosporales; Peronosporaceae
Source: the annotation of a GenBank genome assembly
AUGUCAGAAACCGGAAGUAGUGAACUAGAAAUGAACGGAAUCGCGUCAAAUACAGCGAAUUUAAAAGCAAGUGACGAAAUGGAGACGGAAUUGAAGCAGGGCAGCGCGUUGGUUUACAGCAAUUUACACGGCUACCGCAUCAACGUUGAUAUGACUGACGAUUCGAAAGAGUACGAGCGAAUUCUGGGCGAAUUGCGUGGCACCAAGGAAUCACGUGCUCAGCAAACUCGUGUGUCGGAGAAACAGAAAAAUCGACAUGCUGCGGUCGCAGCAGCAAACGCGCGAGUCGAAGAUCAACGUGCAAAUUAUGGUCCGGUUGGUAAGGAUGACCACUUUGUGCGCUGGCUUGCGCGCGAGGAAAUGGAAUCGCAACUAGAAUGGGCCCCGCUGUCGUGUAAUAACCCUAUACACCAAGACCGUAUCGAGCAGCAGCCUGAUCGUGCUAUACUAACGGAGGAAGUCCAGCCAUUUCUGUUUUAUGUUCCGAUAGCACACCGAUGGCGAAUAGUUGCUGAAAUGCUGCACAUCUGCGGCGUUCAUUGGCGUGGCGAGCAUUCGUGGGAGCCUCGCGUCUCGGCUUGCGAUUCGAUGUAUGCUGAUGAUGAUGCAGAUCAUGAGCUGCUCGUAGGUCCAAUUCAAUCCGUGCUGAACCCUCACGCAACUUGUUUCGGUAAACGUGCAUUGUUUCUCGAUCCAAAUGAUCGGAAGAAGCUUCUCGAGGACGCGCUUCUCGGCGACAUUGAUGUGAAGCAAGAUAUGCUGCGUGAUCCUAGCAAGGUACUGUUUGUACGCCGAGUGUUCGCACAAUCAUUGGAUCUCUUCCACAAUGCUCAUGAUAUUUUCGAAAGCGAAUUAAGAUGUCUGUGGGUUGGCUUUGAGGCCAAGGUUGCGUGCAUGCACCAAAGCAUUGUAACUGCCCGGCACUUAAGUCAGGGGCUGGCUCAGAAGUCUGCGAGCGGCGAGGCAGAUCUUGAUGUUCUUUAUGCGUAUGCCAAACUAGAGCUCACUUUGCGAAACGAAAUCCGAGUACGACGCAUCUGUGAGAACACAUUGAAGUCGCUCAUGAAUGGAAUAUCAAACGAUACGCUAUUGCUCAGGGCCAUGCAUCGCUUUGUUUUCCUGUACGCACGGCUCGAAAUGUGGUCGUCGACCAGCAAGAUUAGUGCUGGUAGGAGAUCCCGAGCGCUCCGGUGUUUGUAUACGCUGUGGAUCGUGUGGCAACCGGUACAAUUGGACGGCAGCGAGAUUGCUACGCUUUCGACGAUCACAAAAAAACACCGAAAACGAACCGGCGAGUACUUGCAGGAGAUUUUGAUGUCGGACGCGUCGACGGCAACGAACCUGAUUGCCAGAUAUCGAGAAGAGCUCAAGUUCGCCUUUCGACAUUGCAUCGCAUCAACCUUGGCAGGUGCAGAGCGUGGCAUGACAGAGGUUGACCUGCACGGUCAAUUGACAUGCUGGGCGGGAUACUGCUUGCACAACCUGGCUCUCGUCGUCUACAUAUAUGACGGGUUCGAGGCAGCUUGCCGAGAGUAUCGUGAGGCGUUAAAUGACGUUGAGCACAGGAUGUGCCCGAAUAUGUCAUGGGCAUGGACGUGCUUUUUGGAAUUCAUGCAGCAGCAUCAAGUUUCAGGUUUGUUUCCUGUACUUGCGCCUCGUGAAUGGCGCCUAUCAGUUCAUGAUGCAGUAAAUAAGUUUCCGUACAACGAAUUAUAUCUUCGGCUUUUUGUCGACUCUGAAAUGGGAAAUACGAUCUCGCAAGUGCAUCGCACGUAUUUCUUACAAAUUGAAAAGCGCUGGCGACGCCAUUUUGAUUCACCAAGAUUGGUAGAGUGCUUGUUUGCACUGCUAUGUGAGUUUAGCCGCGUUGAGCGAGCCGUGAUGGUGAAGAGUUUUGCCGAGACCGACAGCAACUUCACGCGACCGAGUUGCUGUCUCUUUCAUCACUGGGACAUGAAUCUGACGGCUGUGAAACGCGUUCGGCAAAUAUUCGAAAAUGUGGUCAACCAGAUUCAGACAAAAGGAAAUGCGCUUUGCUGGAGGUUAUACAUGCGCUUCGAGGUGGCAUUGGGAAAGAUCGAUGCGGCGAAAAAGGUGCUGUAUCGUGGAAUUGCAGCUUGUGCAUGGAGCAAAGCACUUUACAUGGACGGGUUGCGCGUGAUGCGUGCGUAUAUGACUGAAGACGAAUGCCAAGAACUUCUCGAUUUUAUGGAGUCGAAAGAGCUGAAUCUACGCGUUGAGUUCGAAGACGCAACUGAUGGAUCAUAG